AUGGAAAUUAAACAGGAACCACUUCCAUUGCCACCACCAUCAUCAUUUGAUAAAUAUCAUGAUCAAUCAAAUAUUAAAGCUGAAUCUGAAGAUCUAUUCGAGAUAGCACGACAAAAGAAAUUCAAUUUAAUUAUUCCAUCAGAACAUGAAGAACCGAAUAAGAGAUUUCGAUUGAACAGAAAAGCUUUAGCUAUUGUUUGUCGAUCGAAUAUGACAAGAAUGCAAUGUAAUUAUCAAGUGACAAAUGAUGACCGUGCCUGGAAUUCAUUCUUGAAAAAAGGUCAAUAUAUAGAAUUUGGAGAAUUUCGAUCAGUGACAUCACGUGCUGGCACAAAAUGGUCUAAAAACAUUCAACAUGAACAUGAGCAAACGAGUACAACAUCUUCGACACAAAACCAACAUGUUCCGAUACCGAAAACAUCACUCAUAGCAGAACAGAUAGCACAAGAUAUUAUGAUAAAUAUUAAAAUAUCUAUUGAAAAUGCUAUGGAGCUUGCUAAUUCACAGAUAUCAGCUGCAUCACAACAUGAAAAAAAUGCGUAA
Messenger RNA from Adineta steineri, 543 nucleotides. The record is from the annotation of a GenBank genome assembly. Lineage: Eukaryota; Metazoa; Rotifera; Eurotatoria; Adinetida; Adinetidae.